Molecule: messenger RNA, 1707 nt
Organism: Podarcis muralis (Common wall lizard)
Lineage: Eukaryota; Metazoa; Chordata; Lepidosauria; Squamata; Lacertidae
Gene: CA9
Product: carbonic anhydrase 9
Cellular component (GO): plasma membrane
Molecular function (GO): carbonate dehydratase activity; zinc ion binding
Source: RefSeq, a predicted model, not a curated record
GUGGUCUAGUUUGGGGAGCCGGAUAGGCAAAGACUGGCCCGCGUCCCCCCGGCAGCCCCCUCCCUUUCCCGCGGGGCUUUCUGGGCUUUCUGCUUGUGCCAUCCUCAAGUCAAGGAACAAAGUUAGUCGGGCCCCGGGGGAGGGGCUCUUUGGCGGCGCGGCGCCCCCUCCCCGCCCGGCGCUGCUGCCCCCGAGGCUUCUUUCUCUCGAGCCCCGGACAAGAGGCAGCCGGGCUGUGCCGAGGCUCCCAGAGGAGCUCGACUGAAAAGUUCUCGGCUUCUUUUUCCGUGGAGGCUAAAGCUGUUUUAUGUAUGGAUUAGCUGCUACAUUUUGAUGGCCGUUUUGGGGCAAUCCUGUAUCAGGAAAUUGACCUUGAAGGAAGAUCUGAACGCAGAACCUGACUACUCUGCCCAGGUCUUCCUCCCGGCCAUGGAAACAGUCACUGGAGCUAUGCAGACAAGGCAGAGUGGGCCUCUGAUUUCCCCCACUGCGGGGGCCACAUGCAGUCCCCCAUCAACAUUGAGACGGGGGCCGCCCUCUUCAGUCCCCAGCUGGAGCCCAUCCUGCUGCCUGACUACAGCCUGCCUCCCAGGGAGAAGCUCCGCCUCCAGAACAAUGGACACACAGUGGUCCUCGACCUGCCCAGGAAUUUGACCCUCACCGGCGGGGGAUUCCCACAGCCGUACCAGGCUGCCCAGCUGCACUUGCACUGGGGGUCUGCCCUGAAGCCCGGCUCUGAGCACACAGUGGAUGGGCACCGCUAUGCUGGGGAGAUUCAUGUGGUUUAUUACAGCUCCCACUUUGACACCAUCCAGGAGGCGCAAGUCGAGCCCGGAGGCUUGGCUGUGCUGGCUGCAUUUCUGCAGGUUGGGUCGGAGGAAAACGAGCCAUAUCAGCACAUCCUUGACCAUCUGAAUGAUGUCCAUGAGGAAGGAGAAGAAACCUGGAUUCCUGCCUUUGAUGUAGCCAUGCUCCUUCCUGACGACCUCAGUCGCUACUUCCGCUAUAAUGGCUCACUGACCACUCCACCUUGUUACCAGACGGUGAACUGGACGAUCUUUAACCAGACAAUUCAGCUGUCCCCAGAUCAGAUCUCUCUGCUGGAGGACACCCUUCAUGGAGAUGAGGACGAGCUGAUCCAGGACAACUUCCGCUUGCCUCAGAGUCUGCAGGGCCGGAGUGUCCUGGCCAGCUUCCCGAUGCUCCACAGCCCAGAAGGGGCUCAACCACCUGGUGAGGGGGGAUCUCCAAGGGCCCCGGAUCCUUAUGGUCCUGCAGAGGAAGGUGGGGGCGACAGUGCAGGAUCUGCAGCAGGCGGAGGGCAGCCCCACACCCCAGAUGGUGCCUCAGGGAGAGACCCUGAACCAGCCUCUGGAGAAGGUCAGAGUCCAGCCACAAGUUCAGGUGCUGACCAGCAGGUGGGCUCCUCCCUUCAGACAGGGGACGUGUUGGCCGCCAUCUUUGCAGCUCUCUUUGGCAUCACUGCUCUCGCCUUCUUCCUCUAUGUCCGGAAGCACCAGGCCCAGAACCGCAGACGGGAUUCUCAGCCCAUCAAGUCCAGCAUCAUCUACACAGCAGCCACCACGGAGGAGAAUGCAGCCUAGAAGGAAGCCCUGGCAGUGUCUCUCCCCCUGCCUCUCACGACUCCCUCUGCCACGUCUGAACACCUCCCAGCCCCCACCCCACAAGGAGGAGGCACCCAGCCCC